CUGCGCGAGGCGGGCUGCCACGGCGUCAUCUUCGACAAGGACAACACGCUGACUGCGCCCUACUCCGACGAGGUGCACCCGCGCCUGGCGGGCUCGCUGCGGAGGUGCGUCGAGACCUUCGGCGCCGAGCGCGUGGCGGUGCUGAGCAACUCUGCUGGGACGCCAGACGACCCCGGCGGUGUCGCUGCGGACGCGCUGGAGGCGGCGCUUGGCGUGCACGUGCUGCGACGGCGGCACAAGAAGCCGCGCGGGAUCGAGAGCGUGCAGCGUCACUUCCAGUGUGACGGCACGGCGCUGCUCAUGGUGGGCGACCGCUACCUGACCGACGUCGUCUUUGGAAACAUGCACGGCAUGCUGACGGUGCACACGCAGCAGCUCACGACGGAAGGCGACAACCGCGUCGCCCAGGCAAUGCGCCGGGCCGAAGACUGGCUCGUGGCGCGAUACCCCCCGCUACCCAGUGCGACGUAG
This is a messenger RNA of Emiliania huxleyi CCMP1516, 471 nucleotides long. RefSeq lists its product as hypothetical. The transcript is spliced from 2 exons. The record is from RefSeq and is a predicted model, not a curated record. Gene Ontology annotation, molecular function: phosphatidylglycerophosphatase activity. The annotation marks the transcript as partial. NCBI's taxonomy places the organism in Eukaryota, Haptophyta, Isochrysidales, Noelaerhabdaceae.